GUCAUUAGAGCGCGACCGGCGCGAUGCGUAAAUGGCGGACCUUAGCGACCUUGUCGUUCGGAGCGGCCGUCGGCGCCUCGGCGAGCCACCUGUGGAGGCCUUCGGGUGGCGAGGAGGGUCUGCAGCCGGUCUUUCCGCUGGGUCCGGUCCCGAGUGUCCACGCCGCCUCCGAAUUGACGUUGAGCAGGUCUUCGGGGGGCGCCGUCAUGAAAUACGGCUUCCCCUCGCUAUCCAACAUCCGCACGAGAGACUCCUACGUGAGCUCGUACGACCCGCGCACCCGGACGCCCGCGUGGGUCAUUGAGAGGCUCAGCGGCGACACGCUCGGCGGGGCGGCGGACAGGACGUGCUGCGACUUCAAGGAGGACGACAGUGUCCACUUCUUCCACCGCGCCACCAACGCCGACUACAAGGGGAGCGGCCUCGACAGAGGUCACAUGGCAGCGGCGGCUAAUCACAAGUGGAGCCAAAAGGCCAUGGACGACACUUUCUACCUGAGCAACGUGGCCCCCCAGAACCCCCACUUGAACCAGAACGCGUGGAACAACCUGGAGAAGCUGUGUCGCUCGCUGACCAAACGUUACGCCAACGUCUACGUGUGCACCGGCCCACUCUAUCUGCCCAGGCAGGAAGCUGACGGCAAACUAUACGUGCGCUACCAAGUUGUGGGUCGGAACCACGUCGCCGUGCCGACGCACUUCUUUAAGGCUCGGUACUGCGUUUGCAAUCGUUCGCAAUGCAACACAAUCGGACACCAGGGUGCUCAUCCAUCUGUCAGCAAUGUUUUCGUUGCGGAGGACUUUGAGGGCGUUUCAAGUGCUCAUGGCGUCUUUUCUUAUUUUGGUCAUUCCACAAAGAUGGCGGCCAAUGCUCACGUCUUAAUGAUGAGGCAGGACAUUUUGUCAAGGCUGUUACGACACAUUCAACAUGGCGGCCGCAGUGACAUGGUUCUCCUUUGCGUAGUCGUCAAUUCUCAUGUCACAUGCGUGUCGCCGUCCCAGGUGUUGAUCUUGGAGCGCGGCGGCGCUCAGGAGGGCGUGGAACUGCGCUCAUACGUCCUUCCCAACGAGGCUGUGGACCAGAAGAUCCCUCUGGAGCGCUUCCUGGUUCCCAUAGAAACCAUUGAGAGGGCGUCAGGCCUCCUGUUUGUCCCCAACAUCGUGCGGGCCAGCGACACCAUUGCCGCCAAGUAGCCCGAGCGACGAAGACACGGCGGGAGUUUUGUCCGUGGCGUGGCCAACUCUGCAAAAAUAAAAGCAAGGCAAAAGACU
This is a messenger RNA of Syngnathus acus (greater pipefish), 1271 nucleotides long. RefSeq names its product endonuclease G (gene endog). The record is from RefSeq and is a predicted model, not a curated record. The coding region runs from base 24 to 1193 and encodes 389 amino acids. The transcript has 6 exons. Gene Ontology annotation, molecular function: nucleic acid binding; RNA endonuclease activity; metal ion binding. Gene Ontology annotation, cellular component: mitochondrial inner membrane; nucleus. Lineage: Eukaryota; Metazoa; Chordata; Actinopteri; Syngnathiformes; Syngnathidae. Gene Ontology annotation, biological process: apoptotic DNA fragmentation.